Hydatigera taeniaeformis is the source of this 1821-nucleotide messenger RNA. The record is from the annotation of a GenBank genome assembly. Lineage: Eukaryota; Metazoa; Platyhelminthes; Cestoda; Cyclophyllidea; Taeniidae.
AUGGCGGAGGUGAGAAUCACUACAGCUCCCGAGUGGAUGCUGUCUUCAGCAGCUGCGAUGGACGAAAACAGGACGAUCGCAGUGUUUGAAGUUGCCUACUCCUGGGCUCAUGUCUACAUUGUGUCAAUGUUUCUUGGAUUCCUUAUUAUCUGCAUUACCUGUGGAAAUGCCCUUGUCGUGCUAGCAGUUUUAACCGAACGGCAUCUCAGAGUCGUAUCAAACUAUCUUAUUCUCAGUUUGGCGAUGGCUGAUCUUCUCGUUGCGGUCGUUGUAAUGCCUCUGAGCCUAGUGCAUGAGGUCUCCAAGGUGUGGUGGCUUGGACUGCCCCUUUGCGAUUUGUGGAUAUGCGCGGACGUGCUUCUGUGCACAGUUUCCACCCUUCACCUGUGCGCCAUAGCAAUUGAGCGCUGUCUAGCCGUGAGCAGCCUCGCUUAUUUGCGCCACCGUUCGGCAACUUUUGUGCUAAUUAUGGUGGGCAUCUGCUGGAUCCUCGCUACCAUGGUUAGUCUACCUGCGCGCUUUCACGCCAAGCGACAACUCGAAAUCCCUAAUGUCGUCUACGAGGGCGUCUGCGAGAUCAACAUGGAAGAGGGCUACACAAUCUACUCCAACCUCCUCGCUUUCGACUUGCCGAUGGUCUUCAUUGUCUUAAUGUAUGCUCGCAUCUAUUUUACCGCUCGUCGUCAUAUUAGGAAAAAACACUUUAUCAAGUACCAAACCACUUCGAUCACUAAGAAGGGAAACAGCUGCCAAUCGGCUGCUUCAGUCGAAGGUUCGGAAGGCCAUCGUUAUCACUGUUACUGUUGUGGUUACGUCAUGGAAACAAAAUUCCACAAGGGCAGAACCAUGUUUAAAGUGGAUACAACCCGGUGUUCAGAAAUUCAAUGUUCCAGCUCCUCCGACAAAGUGACAGUGACCACGGAGCCCCCCAAAACUAUUGUUGCAGCAGCAGUGACGGCGAUGCGUAUGGCGGCGACAAUGAUUGGCACAACAAAGGAACCCGAGUUGGGGAACUACGACUUCGAAAUCUCAGACAGUGAAGAAACAUUCAAUGUAAACCCCUUUAACCCUUUAAAGAAUUCUAAUUUUGACGACGAAUCACAAAUCCACGAAAGUUUUCAAAUGAAUUGUCAGCCCUUGACAUAUGAUGUUCUGCGUAGUCUACAGAAGCAAAAAGAGCUGACUUCAAACCGAGAGGUAGUAGCACCUUCAUCGGGAAAAGGGAUGGUGCGUGAGCUUUCUAUCUACACAAAUCGUUCCUCCAUUCUGUAUGCAGAUGAAAAUUCCAAACCCAAUUCCCUUUCCUCUAGCCUGUACUCCUCGAUGAUACACGCCUCAGACUCGAGGGAGAUAGAGAACAGAAACACCACUGAGGAACAUCAGCUACGCAACUUUGUGCCCCUAUACAUUUACAAUAAAAAACGAAGGCAACGACGAUGGCUAGCACAGGGAAGGAUUUUUAAUAAGAAGGCUAGUGAGGUUAUGAAGAAUCUGUCGGUGAGUGAACCAGAUUCAGGCAUAAGGCCCGAGGAGGAACGCUAUGUGCGAGAGCGUCUGGAGCAAAAACGCGAGCGUCGAACGGUGAGAACAUUGGCGAUAAUCACAGGCUGUUUCGUCCUGUGUUGGCUUCCCUUUAACAUUAACGCCUUGCUCUCACCGUUCUUUGGACGAAUUCAUCCCAUUGGCACGUCAGUACUGCUCUGGCUAGGAUACCUUAAUUCCCUCCUCAACCCCAUCAUUUACACCAUCUUUUCAAGGGAUUUUCGCAGUGCCUUCCGAAGAAUCAUUUGUCAAGGUCCACGAUUAAGGUGUUUCCAUUGA